GUAACUAUGUAAGUGGGGAGUGUUUGCCGUACAAGUAGAUUUGCACCAUCACCCUUUACCUGCCAACAUAACAUCACUUACACAAAUUUACUCUCUUUUUCUCUCUACUUAAAAAACCCAUCUGAUUUCUUCAACUUUUUUUUAUUAUGGAGUACAAGUAAUUUACUUCAUAUCUUCAUUUAUCUGUUCAUCACUUUCAAGCUGAACUUUUAUAGCUACAAUCAUCAAUCUCAAUGGAGUUUCUGUGAGAUUUCACAUUCUGUAAAGAACAUGGAAAGGGUUGAAAGCUCAAGGGAGGAACUAAGUGUAUGCUGUGAUACUAGGUUUGAACCAUGUACCAAUUUCUUCUCCAUGAGACAGUAUGUUCUUCUUUCGCGUCAAAAGGAUAUCUUUAAGAGUUGGCCAUUCGCGGAGAAAUACUUGAGAUUGUGCCUCAAGUAUGGAGUUACUAACGUGCUUCCACCUCUGUAUGAUAACAAGGGCAAGGUGACUAAUGAAGGAGAUAAUCAUGAAGUAUCAAUCCAAGAAACAUUAAUGUCUAUGAAGGGGAAGAAAUCAAGGAAGUGGAAGCGUAAAAUGAAGACAAUGGAAGAGAUUUUCGCUACUGCAAAGCAUUGCACUUUGGAGGAAUUUGAUGAGAUGAUCAUGAGGGAAAACAGUAGGAGAAUUCAGAUCAAUUUGGAGUCUAGCUGUGGUUAUAAAUCAGAUGUUACAGAUGACGGCGCAGAGCAUAAUAACCAACUGUCUACAUGUAGGAGUAUUGAAGUCUUGGAGUAGAUUAUCAAGUUCAUCAUAUAAAGCACUUAAUCUAAAUACUGAGAAUUGUGCUAGAAGUUUUAAGAGGAAGUCGCGAGAAAUUUAUGGUCCAAAAUCAGCUUUCAAGCUGCGAGAUGCAUAAAGAUUUGUCAUUUUGGGUAUUGUUUGGCAUCACUAAAGGUAAAGAUCUCAUCAGAUAGCAGUGUUGAAGAAAUCUGAAGUUGAUGAAAUGAUCUGAAGGGAAGACAUUUGAACAUUCUGAUAUGUUAUGCUUUGUUUUAUUCUUAUACCUUAAGUCCUUAGUUAAUGUGUGAUAUAAAUCUGUUUGAAGUCUAAUGGCUCUAGCCUGUAUAAUCAAGUCACUGUACGAAGUCGAACUGUCCAAGCUCUUGUGUAGUUUAUCCUUUCUCCUAUGCUAAGGAACAGUGCUGGAACCACGGUCUUAAGACAACGAACUUUUCGGCCACUGAAAGGCUAAACUUUGGAAUUGGGGGGAAGGAAUAUGAUUUAGCAAUCA
Messenger RNA from Beta vulgaris subsp. vulgaris (sugar beet), 1273 nucleotides. RefSeq lists its product as hypothetical. The coding region runs from base 271 to 777 and encodes 168 amino acids. Lineage: Eukaryota; Viridiplantae; Streptophyta; Magnoliopsida; Caryophyllales; Amaranthaceae. The record is from RefSeq and is a predicted model, not a curated record. The transcript is spliced from 5 exons.